Molecule: messenger RNA, 2896 nt
Organism: Gasterosteus aculeatus aculeatus (three-spined stickleback)
Lineage: Eukaryota; Metazoa; Chordata; Actinopteri; Perciformes; Gasterosteidae
Source: RefSeq, a predicted model, not a curated record
UUCCGUGAUUUCUAUCGAUUGGUAUUCACUGUCUGAUCCCCACUAGUCUGUGGCUAAUGAUUUGCAGUUUGUUUAAAAAACGCGAGAAAAUAAAACAAAGCAAACAGUAGUACUGCCAAAGCUGUUGAGCUAUUUCUUGCUAACUAUCGGUAUCGAGCUACCGGAGGAUUUAACGUUAAACAAGGCUUUCAUGUUUGGUUGCUGACGACUCUUCGAAUGUAUUUUUAGAUGAAUGAGUUGUGCGAUCUUGACCUUUUCUCCAGUUGGGCGCUACUGUGUCGCAGAAAGGACACUUCUCAAUUUCUUAAUUGCCAACCUACAGAGUCAACUCCAUCAAUUACAUCACGGAUUGUUUACGUGACGUCAGCGGUGUGCCUUUCAGAAAGGGAUUUUAAGCCCUCAUUUCUUAAUGUGGGACUGUCUGUCUUCAGGUUUCAUUGGUGCGUGUACAUGCAUUUGACUUCUAACCGCGAACAUAUUCAUGCCCUUUCAAUCUCUCCAAUGCAGCACAGGUCAUGUUGCAUGUCAUGAUUUGGCUUCUUGAUGAAUUUAGCCAUGGCAGUAUGACACAAGCGCAAUAUGGAAAAUUAAUUAAUUCAUAUAGAAGUACAGAGGCCGUAAACAAAAUAACUAAUAUAGAUAUAAAAUACCAAAAAAUUAAAACCAGUGUGAGGCAAUCCACUGACGCAUUUUGAAUUUAAAUUCAAGCAUAGCUGACUGAGAUAAACACACAUUCUGGGUCCCAACAAUUAGGUCUUACAAAAUAAAUCCUUCCUUUGCAUCCACCGAAUAUCACUGUGCAAUAAUUGGGAGACAAUUUAAUAUUUGUGUUAAUCCACACAGCAUAUUCUGUCAGUUACACUAUGAUGAUCCACAAUGGAGAAGGUUUAUAAUGAUUAGCAUGAUAUUUGACAGAGCUGACGAUGACACAAUACGCUGUAUUUAAUGUGAAAACUAUUUCAUUCUUGAUCGCCUUGACAGAACUCGAUUGAUUCCCGUCUUGAAGAGCCGCAAUGGCUUCCUCGCAGAUCCGCCUGAAAAUUCUCCCCAGUCUUCGCUGUCUCUUUGAUAAACCAGUGCAGGUAAAAGUAGAGGGACUCGCUCCACACAAACAAGUUAAAUUAACAUCCAAACUAGUGGAUGACAGAGGGGCGAUGUUCAGGGCCUCUGCCCUGUUCAAAGCAGAUGCCACUGGCCUGGUGGAUGUCUGCCGAGCACCCUCCCUGCGAGGAAGCUACACCGGAGUGGAGCCCAUGGGGUUGUUUUGGGCCAUGGCGCCAGAGACUCCACACAGUAAACUCCUGAAGAAGAAUGUGCUCAGCCCUACAGUGGUGGAGAUAGAAGCACUGUGUGCAGAAACGGGCGAGGUCUUAGCCUCUGAAACCAACGAGAGAGGAUACAUGACAGAGGGGAUGAAGAGAGUACCUGUGCAAGAGGGAAGAAUACGAGGAGUCCUCUUCGUACCACCGGGAAAGGGUCCAUUCCCAGGAAUAGUGGAUUUGUACACAUUCGGGGGACGUCUAACUGAGCCCAGGGCCAGCCUCCUGGCAAGUAAAGGUUUUGUUGUCCUGGCGCUGGCCUAUAUAGGCUACAUGGAUUUACCCCGAAACCCCCAAAAGUUGGAUCUGGAGUACUUUGAAGAGGCUGUAACAUUUCUGAGGAAACAGACAGAGGUCAAAGGUCCUGGGAUUGGCAUCAUAUCAAUCUCCCACAGCGGCUGUGUGGCGUUGGCCAUGUCUUCCUUCCUCUCUGGCAUCUCAGCGACCGUGUGUAUUAAUGGCUGCAGUGCAAAUGUAGUGAUCCCUGUGCACUACAAAGACGCCAUUCUGCCUCCGCUUCAACCGAUCAUGAAGAACAUCAAAGUCACAGACUCUGGUGUUCUAGAUGUACGCGACGCCUUACCCGACCCGUAUUUGGAAAAGAACAGGGCGUCAUUGAUCCCGAUUGAACGGGCCAGCUGCCGGUUCCUGUUUGCCGCUUCUGAAGACGACCGCAACUGGAACAGCGUUCUUUUCGCCGAGGGCGCCGCCGCCACGCUGAGGAGUCACGGCAAGGAGCAUUUUGAGGUGGCGACGUACCCCAAAGCCGGCCACUUUUUGGAAGUCCCUCACACGCCUCACUGUGCGUCCGGGUUUCACGGGGCAGUCGGCUCUGAGGUGGUGUUUGGUGGCGAGCCGAAAGCUCACGCUGAGGCUCAGCAGGACCUGUGGGAGAGAGUCCAGGAGUUUUUCAAGAGCCACUUGGACAGUAAGGGUGCUUGUUAGCGAGCCACGCUGCGUCAAGUGUGUCGAGCAUCCAGGAAUGGCUAUCAUUAGCGACACUUCACUUUGCCUUGUAGAUUCCUACCGAGGACGUUUUCAAAAUGGUAUUGAGUGAGUCUUCUGUUGAUGCUUAGUGCUCCUCUCAAACUGAAACAAACUCGCCGUGCUUUGGCGCUUUUGCCCAAAAUGAUGCAGAGUACGACGCCCCGGAUGCAUCAACAUGCUCUGCAGCCGUCACUACUGUUUUGAAUUAUCCAGCACGUACUGUUCUUUGUUCAUGUAUUAAUACUCUAGUUGUCGUUGGAGGUUUAGUAAACUAAACGCACAAUAAACUAUUUUGAUGAUGAAGUUAACGUGUUGAUCUAUAUGAAUUACAAUGUUACACUUAGCAAAUUAGCAUCAUCUGGUGGCUUCACCGUGUAUUUUUAAAGCAUCCUCUUACAACUGAAAUUCAUCAAGUCUCCCAGAAGGAGUCGGUUGUGGCCUGCAAGCCUUAUGUUUUAAGGAGUCUAUCUCAUAAUGCCGCGUAUGAUUUGGUCACAUACUAUGUAAUGUGGAACGGAUCAUCAUGGAUAACAGGAAUCCCAGUGUUGUGGUUUUAUUGCCUUAUUAAAGUUAAAACCCUCGAAAUUGUA